AGCCAGUCCAGUCGCCCUGGCUGGCUCACAUCCGCCGCCCUUUGUAUGCCUUGCUUGGUCGCAACUGUUCAACCGCCAUCCCCGUCUGUCGCCGUCGCAAACCUCCAUCUGCCCACAUCGUCCCAGUCGCCAGCCGUCGCCGCGACGACAACAAGUCGCCAUCGCACUCUGCUGUAAGGGCAACUCGACGCGCACGCACCACCCCACCCACCGUCACCCAUCUCGGAACAUACUCACGACGGCGGGGGCAGGAACGUCAUCGACCACCCACUCACCUCGCCUCCCCCUCCCCCCCAACGCACGCCCGGCCCCCCUUCGCCUUGCAUACCACCCAUCGGCUCACACCCACAUAUACACACAUACACACACUAGGACAAGCCACGCCGACCCUCCUCGCUCCCCCGCCGUACACGCUCCCCACCAAUCGUCCUUUCCGCUCGACGACGGGGCCUCGUUUCGAGUCUGCAGAGAGCGGCGUGGGAAGGGGAACGCACACGCGCGGCCCGUCGAGUCCACCGCGCUCGCACCAACCUAUCCUUCUCAAGGGCCAUCAUCCCACAUUCCAAACGCGAUAGCGCCCACUCUGUGAUCUCUGGAAGGCCGGUAUCAGUCGGCGUCUGGCGCCCAGCCUGCAUCCUGCUCGCUCGCUAGUUCGUCCCAACCCCACUUCGACGACCAACGCGCGCUUCACACAUCGCCCUACCCACUUGUAUCUCGGCCCCUCUUCGUCGUCUCCCUUGAAACUCCUGGGCCGUCCGCCACCCGCGCGCAUUGCGCACCACUUCGGCCUCCAUCGUUCCCCACCUCCCUACCUGGACACUUUGCCUGCCCCCAUCGGUUGUCCUCACGGAACUCACGAAUGACCAGACAUGUCGGGCAGGCUACCGCCUACGCUGACCGUGUCGACCGGGGUGGCAGGCCCGGCGACACCAGUCGGCUCUGUCCGUAACCGCCCGCAAGGUGCCCGACGGAGAGCUGUCCAAGGCCUCUUCAUUGCAAACCCAGACAACUCGGACAGCGACGACUCUCGGCCCUCGUCGCCAGUGCAACACUCACCCCAACGAUCCCCUGCCCACAUCUCACCAAGCCACUCUUCUCCCAUCAACAUUUCGUCGGCCGUGCCAUCUGGUGUGACCCGCGCCCCAAGCGGUAGCGGCAGCAGCAGUACUGGAACAUUGUCGGGUCACCCCCUGUCAAGUUCCCCUAAUGCCCAACAGCGAACCUUUCCAGUCCCCUUGCCUGUCGUCCCGCCGCUGAGCUCGUCUCCCCAGCCGCCCCCAGCGCCAUUUGCGUCGCCCCCUUUAGCCGGCUCUGACGCGCGCUCUGGUCCCCCACAACCGCCCCCUCAACCUGAGCGACACCGGCGCGCAUACACGACUCCGACCUCUGAGCACUCGCGCGUACAGUUCGAUGGUAGCAGGUCUUCGCGGGACGCACCGUCAUCUCCCACUCGUGCCCUCCCUCCUCUUCCUCCUCAGAAGUCGGCCUCGACCCCCUGGGCAUCGUCUUCCACAACGCCCUCGUCAAAUCUCAACAUCCCUUACUCUGGCGUUUCUGCUCCUAUCCAACAACCAUCAACACCAGCUCCAUUGUCUGCUGUUUCAGAUUCGUCGUCGAUGAACGCGGGCAACCAGAUCCACAGAGUAGCGAGCCCAGACGACGGCACAGGCACUCUGCACGGAGGCUCACGUCUCCGAGCUGGAUCGCUCAACUCGAGAAUUUGGCUGCAGGUGACCACCGAUAAUGAGUCAUUUCAGAACGUCGACAUCUCCGGCCUCACCACGAGUGAAGCUAUUCGUGAACGCGUAUUCUCAAGGCUACGUCUCCGCGAUGAGGACCACGCCGGACUGUCAAUCUAUCGUACAGACAUUGGCGAGGCGCCCGAUCCGUCUGCAGUAGGACCAGACGCCCUCUUCCACCUUUGCCAACUGGAAGGUGAUUCGAAAGGAAGCCUCAAGUUCCUCGUUGUCCAGACAAGUGUCCCCGUGUCAACAGCGGCCCCCAUUGUUCCACCACCACAGAAUGGUGACGCCUCUCACCGUUCACGACCAGGUGUGCCUCCCAUCCUGACGGAUGUGGGAGGUCCGUACAGUUCGCCCCAGAACCGGCUUUCCAAAGACAGCAGCGCAAGCAGUGGUGAAAACAUGGAACGACAUCUCAGCUCGAGCGACCGCGAUUUUGAGGACAACGGUACAGUACGGCCACCUUGGAAUACCUCGACCAGUUCACGCUCGCCCACGGCGUCGGGCUCAACCUCUUCCAUUCCCCUCCAUCAGUCUACCGUGCUUGCCACUCCUCAUCUCGAAGCGUCGUCGUCAUCCUACAUGUCACCUAGAGACGCUGCUCACCUGGAUGACGAUGAGGGGACGUACCGCCCAGUAGCCCAGUCCUCCGCUGCCGGAUCGAGCAGCCAAGCUCAAGAUGGUGUUGGCGCCCUCAUUCGCUCGGGCAUGGAUCCUGCUACAGCUGCAUUGGUGUUCCAAAUCCAGCAAGAGGAAGAGGCACAAGUCCAGAAAGAGGCCAGGGAAAAGAUGGAGCGCAUACGUCAAGACGAAAUCAUCGCCAUGGAAGCUCAAGAGAGCGAACGCGAGGUCUGGCAAAUGAUGCAACAACUCCAGCUGGAGCAGGAGCGCCAGAGGGAGGAGCAAGUGCGGCUGGAUGCAAUUCAGGCUAGCCAGCUUGAUGCGGCAGAGCGUCGCCGCGAUAGUGAACGGCAACGCAGCGAAUCGGAAGCCGCAGGAAGAGCCGCAGAUCUGGCAGCACACGUAGCAUGGGAUGCUGAGAUUCGGGAGCGGGAUACGCGUGACCCACGGCCCAACCAGUUUGCUGUGGAGCGACGUGAGCGGCGAGAACGCUUCCGCAACCUCGACGACCCUACCGACUGGACGACUGCGACUGAAGACAACACCCUACCGCCGCGCCGUCCAUCAGAGACACAGCACGACAGGCCUGUCAUAUAUUCUCCUCCAGCACAGUACUCUGGCGACUCGUAUGUUAACCCACACCCGCCGGGUUACAUACAAGCCACCGCCAACGACCCCCGCCUGGCUGGUCAGGCGUCCAGACCAGUACCAGGAACACGGAGGCCUGCUCAGUCCUCCCAACCUCCCUACGUCUACACCAAUGUCGAUCAAAACCACCAUUUGCAGGGUGUGCGGUCAACGGACAACCUGCGGCCCAUCAACAAUGGCUCUGGCAUUGCUGGACUCCCCAUUGCUCGACCACCAUACCCCUCCGGUCGACGCCCAAUCACCCCGGCUGCAGACCCAGGGGCUCGCCGUCAGUCCAACGACCGUGUGCAUGACGGACGCUACCCAACGCCUUCAUCGACCACGUCCACCUUCAUUCCGUUCCCGUCGCCGCAACCGUCAUGGCCCGACCCGUCCUCGUCGCCGCGCUCGGGAACACUGCUGUCAACUUCGAUGCAGUCACCCCCCUUGGCCAGGCCACACAGCAGCAUGUACGAUGAAAGCCCGCCCGCGAAUGGCAGCUACCAUGAUGAGUAUCGAUCAAGCUCGGCACUAUCUGGUGGAAGAGGCCGAAGCGACUCGGACCCACACUCUGACCCUCGUCUACAUGGACAGGGCUACUUUGACUCGUCGGCCAGCCAGCUGCCAUAUGCCCAACAGCCAGUGAGCUGGCCGACACGUCGGGACACUGGUGACUCCAUCUCCAAUUCGGAAACGGCUACUACGAUCUCGGAAUCCACGACGAUCCGCCCCGGCGACAGGCAAUUGUCGCUGGACGACAACGGCACGGCUCGUGCAGACUGGACGCGGAACAUGAGCCACAUGAUCUCGCAUCCAGAGCACAGCUCCAUGAGCGCAGCCCAGAGCGUUCUCUACCAUCACGGUGCCAACAUUCCGGACGACGGCGAAGCUACCCUCUUCAUCAUGGCUCCUUCCGGAGGCGCCCGCCGGCCCGCGAAUCUCACUGUAAACACGCAUCCGCCGCAGGGAUCAUUACAGAGGCCGUCAUCAGUGUCGGACUCGGAGACCGAUGAGGAUCGACGAGAACAAUGGCAGUUCCGUCCUGACCCCGAACAGCUGUACGACAACUUGCAGCAAUUCUUCCCCAAGGUGGACCUUGACAAGCCAAUCGUUGAACCAGUAUCAACACCAAGUACUCCUUCUUCAGAAUCGCCCCGCAAUACUUUGGAUUUACAUCGACCUCCGCCAGUGCACCCCGCCCGUCACCAGCCAGGGACGAUCUUGUCAUCAUCAAGCAAAGACCCAGAGGGUACUGUCAAAGCUCACGCCCGCGGUGCCUUUGCGGCUCUGAAGGAUGCUUUCAACAAGAAUGAUACUCGUCGCUCCAUCCGUCAGGCGGCGGACAAGAAACGCUCAAUGAUCAAGGCCAACAAGGAAGCAGUUGCCGAACCAGCCGCGGUCCGGCAGGACGAGGUCACGCGCCUCAAGCGCAGCUCGAGCAUGUGGGGCCACAAGGUUGUCGAAGUCACCCCCUCCAAGCUCGCCUCGGGCUUGCCCCAGACUGUUCCCGAAUCACCGUCUACGGAGGAUCGCAAUGUCACCCUCAACUGGGUCAAGGGUGAACUCAUCGGCAAGGGUUCUUACGGGCGAGUGUACCUCGCGCUCAAUGUCACGACAGGUGACAUGAUGGCUGUCAAGCAGGUCGAGCUGCCCGCAAAUGAGCAGGAACGCAACGAUUCCCGACAAACGUCGGUUGUGGACGCCCUAAAGUCGGAGAUCGACCUGCUCAAAGACCUGUACCACCCCAACAUUGUGGCCUACCUUGGAUGCGAGGCGAGUGUGGAGCACCUGUCGAUCUUCCUCGAAUACGUUCCAGGUGGAACAAUUGCUACCAUCUACCGCACACCAAAUCAAGGCCGCUUUGAGGAGCAGCUGGUCAAGUUCUUUACGCGCCAAAUCCUUGAAGGCUUGGCGUAUCUACAUGACCAGAAUAUCUGGCACCGCGAUCUCAAGGGCGAUAACAUCUUGGUCGACGCAAACGGCAUCUGCAAGAUCUCAGACUUUGGCAUCUCGAAGAAGACCACCAAUGACGCUUACGACUCCUUUGGCAACGCCACAAACAUGAAGGGCUCCAUCUUUUGGAUGGCCCCCGAGGUCCUUCACUCGGCUACUGAACGAAGUUAUUCGGGCAAGGUCGACAUUUGGUCUCUCGGAUGUGUCGUCCUGGAAAUGUGGUCGGGUCAUCGGCCAUGGGGCGAGUUGGAGCAGGUUGCCGCCAUGGUCAAGCUGUUCCAAACCCGCACAGCACCCCCACUGCCCCCAGACAUUCAUCUCUCGUCGGUGGCCCUCGACUUCAUGUACACCAAGUGCAUGGCAGAAUUGCCAAAAGAUCGUCCAGUCGCCGUCGAGCUCCUCAAGCACGAGUUCAUCCUCGACACGGAUCACAACUGGACUUUUGGCAACAGUACGAUCGGCAAGGCCGUUGCCAAGCGCCAGCCCAAGACGACUCUGCGGAGCGCGUCUGUUCCUGGUGUGUUCUAAGCGUCGCCACCAUCCAUCCCCCUCCCUCUCAACAUCCCUUGCCUCGCCUCAAGUGGGGCCUGUUGUCUUACCCACGGUCCCAUGCACCUUACCGUCCUCACUUCGCACUAUACCAACCCUCAUCCGUUCCGCCUGCAUAUGGGCGAUGAUGUGAAAAUCUCUGGCAUGUAUCUGGUGCUCUUGUUAC
Vanrija pseudolonga is the source of this 5658-nucleotide messenger RNA. RefSeq names its product Serine/threonine-protein kinase BCK1/SLK1/SSP31 (gene BCK1). Gene Ontology annotation, biological process: protein phosphorylation. NCBI's taxonomy places the organism in Eukaryota, Fungi, Basidiomycota, Tremellomycetes, Trichosporonales, Trichosporonaceae. The coding region runs from base 870 to 5471 and encodes 1533 amino acids. The transcript is spliced from 5 exons. The record is from RefSeq and is a predicted model, not a curated record. Gene Ontology annotation, molecular function: protein kinase activity; ATP binding.